AUGGCUGCAGACGUAGCGGCUCCGGCUGGGAGCGAGGCCGCGCGAUGGAAGUACAUUGACACAAUCCGCAAGACGGCGGGUCCGUAUACCGACCCAGACGCCAUAUCGGAAAUGUCUCUUCAGAUGUUUAGCAACUUCAAAAUCUUAGUAAUCGGUGCUGGCGGAUUAGGAUGUGAAAUACUCAAGAAUCUCGCCAUGUCCAAGUUCAAGGACAUUCACGUCAUAGACAUGGACACGAUUGACAUCUCCAACCUCAACCGGCAGUUCCUGUUCCGAAGCACCGACGUGGGAAAGUACAAGGCCGAGGUUGCGGCGCGCUUCGUCGAGCAGCGCGUCCGGGGCGUGUCCAUCACGGCGCACAAUGCCCGCAUCCAAGACUUUGACGCCGCCUUUUACCAGCAGUUCCAGCUCGUCGUGUGCGGGCUCGACAGCAUCGAGGCGCGGCGCUGGAUUAACGCUAUGCUCGUGAGCAUCGCCGAGGAGGCCGGCGACGCCGACGGCAUCAAGCCCCUCGUCGACGGCGGCACCGAAGGCUUCAAGGGCCAGGCCCGCGUCAUCCUGCCCACCAUCACGUCCUGCAUCGAGUGCCAGCUCGACAUGCACGCCCCGCGCGCCGCUGUCCCGCUCUGCACCAUUGCCUCGAUCCCCCGCCAACCCGAGCACUGCAUCGAGUGGGCCCACGUCAUCGCCUGGGACCGCGACAAGCCCUUUGCCGCCCUCGACAAGGACGACCCGGAGCACGUCACCUGGCUCUACCACAAGGCGCUGGCGCGCGCAAACGAGUUUGGCAUCUCCGGUGUCACCUACGCCCUCACCCAGGGCACCAUCAAGAACAUCAUCCCCGCCAUCGCCUCCACCAACGCCAUCGUCGCCGCCGCCUGCUGCAACGAGGCCUUCAAGAUUGCCACCACCGCCGCGCCCUGCCUCGGCUUCGAGAGCAACUACAUGAUGUACUCGGGAAAUGACAGCAUCUACACCUACACCUUCAAGCACGAGAAAAAGGACGACUGCCCCGUCUGCGGCAACGAGGCCCGCCCGCUCGAUGUCGACCCCCGCCUCACCCUGCAGGACCUGCUCGACUCCUUCGCCACCCGCCCCGAGGCCCAGCUCAAGCGGCCCUCGAUCCGCGCCGAGAGCAAGACGCUGUACAUGCAGUUCCCCCAAGGCCUUGAGAAGCAGACGCGGCCAAAUUUGGAAAAGACGAUUGUGGAGCUCGGGCUGGAGAAUGGCCAGCAGGUUGUCGUCACCGAUCCUGCGUAUCCGCUCGAGUUUAACUUUUUCCUCAAGUUUACGGCAUAG
Molecule: messenger RNA, 1299 nt
Organism: Cordyceps militaris CM01
Lineage: Eukaryota; Fungi; Ascomycota; Sordariomycetes; Hypocreales; Cordycipitaceae
Product: NEDD8-activating enzyme E1 catalytic subunit
Exons: 5
Coding region: 1-1299 (432 amino acids)
Biological process (GO): protein neddylation
Cellular component (GO): nucleus; cytoplasm
Molecular function (GO): NEDD8 activating enzyme activity
Source: RefSeq, a predicted model, not a curated record